AUUUUCGUAUUCUGUCUUUGAAGUUAUGUAAUGUAUUUGCUGCAGUCAAAAGUUCUGUAGUACCUUCCCUCGAGCUUCAUACUUUUAUUAGAGUAUACUGUGUUUCUACUUUUUCUACAUAUAUUCUAGACAAAUAUUCCAUCAAAACUACUACCUCAUUUCAUUUUAAUGGAAUAGUCUUAAUUUCUUGGUAUGAUUAAUUUUGUAUAAGAAACCCAUUUUUCUGCAUCAGCAUUUGAAUUAAAAGAGGAUUUAUGUGUCUUUUGAUACUGUGAGAGAGAGGAAGUCAGUGAUAGAUUCUGAUAUUUUGAGUCUGUGGCUAUCAAUUGAAGCCUUGCAGACUGCUGUCAUACCUGUCUGUUUGAAGAGUUUUUAGUAUUUUUUACUUGUCUGCCAUGAUUUUAUUAACUUCUCAAUUUAGCAAUACAUUAGAGAAGAACAAGCGGCAUUUAUAGGUUCUUGCCAUUUUAUAAACUCAUGAUUUGCACUUAUAUUAAUUUUUAUGAAUGCGCUCCAGAGAGAAAAGAAAGAAAUAUAAAUUACAUAUACAUGAUAAUCAUAGCCAAUCACCCAAGGUUUUAACAUGGCCCCAUUUCAAUUUUUUGUAGCAUGCUGUGGAUUUGGUCAACAUCUAGCUACAAGAGACAGUUGAAUGCUUGAUUUAAAACUGUAAUCAGAAAGUUUUUACACUUAAUUAUCUUUUAUUGUGCUUGCUUUAUUUCAUAAUUUCAUACUUCUCAUCUGUGUUCUGUAUUCUGAAAGCUGUGAUCUCAUUAUACAUUUAAUGUUCCUUACCUCUUAACGUUCUUUGUAUCUUAAAUCAUCAGUUCUCGGACAACAGCAAAACAAACUCUUAAAAAAAUGAAUGUAAAAUCAUCGUUACUACACUUGUUGGUGUUCUGCACAUAUGGCUAUGGAAUCUACCACAAUGUUACGAAAUUGAGGCCUCCAUCCUCUCCGGCUUUGGAUUUUGCCUACCGACAGUUUGGGGGUCGUCUUAAGUUCUUAACCUUCCUGAAUGCUCUUCUGCAAUGUGGCUUCUUUGGACUGUGUGUUCUGAACGACUUCGUAGGCUCAGAAUCACCAGUGUAUGCACGAAGAAGCUUGCUGCAGAGGCUACGUGAUUGGCUCUUCACAUCCCUAGUAUUGCCUAUGGGAGUGUUUGUGUCUUGCAUAUUCUGGGCACUGUAUGCUGUUGAUCGUGAACUCAUCUUUCCUGCAUCUCUUGACUCGUGGUUCCCAGGGUGGUUGAACCAUAUCAUGCACACACUUCCAGCCGUUGGUGCCAUCGCAGAAUUGUACUCAGUGUGUCACUGCUUCCAAAAGGGAAUCAAGAUGUAUUAUCCUAUUCUAGUGGCAUACUUUCUCUAUCUGUCAUGGAUUUGCUACAUUGCCUAUGCAGCUGGUUUCUGGGUGUAUCCUGUGUUUGAGGUUCUGGAUAUGAAAGGCCGAACCAUUUUCCUCGCUGCACUACUGUUGCCCAAUCUCCUCUUUGUUCAUUUAGGACCCAGACUGCAUAACAUGAUUUGGGGGUCCUCUACAAAGACGCAAGGAAAGAGAAAGGGAAAGUAGGAAUGAAUACAAAGAGAUGGAAAAGGGAAGGUUAUCUAAAAAAGUUUAUAGAAGUGACAGAUUAAUACUAUGGUAAAUUUGGUAACAACAAUACUCAAGAAUGAUUAGAAACUAGAAUAUGGAUUGGAUAAUUGAUUUACUUGUGUUGUAUAUGCAUAUAUAUAUCUGUUUUUUUUAGAAUAUGAGUGAUUUUUUGAAAUUUUAAUAAAGACAAUAAAGUCAGCUAA
Penaeus indicus is the source of this 1799-nucleotide messenger RNA. RefSeq names its product androgen-induced gene 1 protein-like. The transcript is spliced from 5 exons. Bases 862 to 1572 code for a protein of 236 amino acids. NCBI's taxonomy places the organism in Eukaryota, Metazoa, Arthropoda, Malacostraca, Decapoda, Penaeidae. Gene Ontology annotation, cellular component: endomembrane system; membrane. The record is from RefSeq and is a predicted model, not a curated record.